UAUGUGGAUAUGGGUAAAGGGCUGACCAGGGACGUUUAGUAUAUGUGAACAUAUUUGCAUUUCCAGGGUCAGGCAUUUCUCACUAGCUUGGGUGCUCCUUGAAGCCCCCAGCUCACACGCUGACUGAUAUGCAGAAGGCCAUUGACAUGCUGCAGUAAAGACCUGUCUCUCCACACUCAAGAAAACCAUAUAGCUUUUUCUAUAGCCGUAGAUUAACUUGGGAUAUCUUUAGUAUGAAUGUAAUACAUAUAUGCUAGAAAGAACGUGAUUUUUUUAUUUUAUCUUUCAAACUUAGAGGGCAAUCAUUUCAUGAAAAUCAUGGUUUCAGCUAAGGAUACAUAUGACAAUCUGAAGUAUAGUGUAACAUGGCUGCUUGUGGGUUCAUUGCUCAGUGUACAAUUCAUUCAGAUUCAUGGACAGGAGGGUUCAGGAGACCAUUCAGGUGACAAUGACUUCCAGGAAGAGAUCUAUUCAGAAUAUGAAAGAGGUCCUCAUAGUAGAUACCCUUCGGUAGAUGAUUAUUUAAUUACUGCAACAGAUGUUCCAUCUAAUGAAGUUACGUUUUCUGGCUACUAUCCGGAUACUCAGCUUGUAACAGACGAAUCAGAUCCUUAUCCUUCUCCUACAGAGUCAUAUUUUGCAGCAAGAGAUGUUACUACAAUUACAACAAGGCUUCCAUACUACCGCCAGACUACACCAAAGGAUAAUGAAAAUAUUAUCUCAGCACCUGAUGUUUCCUACCAGGAUGAAGCUACAAAUUUGAUCGAAGAAUUUCGAGUGGGCAGCAUAUCUGGAGUUCGGUUGAUAACAGGAACACUAAACAAUCUGAAGGCAUAUCAGUUUGGGACAAGAGCUCAUGUAACAAGGCAGUCAAGGUUGUUAUUCCCAUAUGGUGUGCCCCAAGAGUUCACCCUGACCUCCACCGUUAGAAUGAAGGAUAGGACAUCUGAAGAUGUGUGGAACCUGUUUGGCAUGGAGUCUAGGAAUGGACUUGAGCAGUUUAGGCUUCGGCUGUAUGGGGAAAUGAAUGCAGUAGAUGUGUACAAUGCAGCUGCAGCUGGACGGGAUAAAGUAACAACAUUUGAGAAUGUGGAGAAGCUGUUCGAUGGCAAAUGGCACAAGCUGUCUUUGAGUGUUCGAAGAGAUCAGGUCACUUUGUAUGUGGACUGUCAGCAAGUUGGAUCUUCUCCUGUGAACCUGCUUGGUUCCCUAAAAACAGAUGGAAUCAGUACCCUGGCUCGCAGGAUAAAGGAUGAUGCCACAGCUAAUGUUGACAUCCAGCAACUUGAACUUUCAGCAGAUGCAGGAAGGGCCAGUGAAACCUUAUGUUGUGAAUUGGCUGAUGUGAAAGAUGAGCGGUGUGCAGAUUUGGGUGAGAAUGCCAUAGCAACCAGUUGCAACUGUCUGCCAGGUGAAUUAGGAUUUCCCGGAUUUCCUGGUUCCAAGGGAGAAAGGGGUGACCAAGGCCCAACAGGCUAUACAGGAAUCUUUGGCCGACAAGGAGAUAAAGGAUCUAGAGGGGCAACCGGAAGAAGAGGAGAUACAGGGCCUAGAGGGGACCCAGGUCUUGAUGGCGAUGAAGGUCCUUCUGGCUACACAGGAGACAUCGGUUUCAUUGGCAUUCCUGGAGAAAAAGGUGUACAAGGCAUACUAGGAGGAAAGGGUGGACCUGGUCUUACAGGACCACAAGGAGAGUCUGGGGAGAAAGGGGAUCAGGGCGACAUUGGCAAGAUUGGCGCUGAUGGCAUUGCUGGAACUCUUGGUGAAAAGGGAUCGCGUGGGAAACAAGGAAAUCAAGGACCUGAGGGACUAAUAGGACAAAAGGGGGAUAAAGGUGGGCCAGGAUUUUCAGGAAGCCAAGGAGAAAGGGGAUAUUUGGGUUACCUUGGAGUUCUAGGAGAUCCAGGAGAGUCGGGAAUAAAGGGUAUAAUAGGAUUGUCUGGUAUUCCCGGUGUUCGAGGUCGUUAUGGAAAAGAUGGUGUCCUUGGUGUACGUGGCAAGGAAGGAGAUAUUGGACUUUUUGGAUCAAAGGGAGACAAAGGAGAUCGAGGGCCACCAGGUCCACCUGGCUCUGAAGGACUAAUGGGUCCCAAGGGUGCAAGAGGUGAUGCAGGAAUCCCUGGCAAACCUGGCUCACAAGGUCUUCAAGGUCCAAAGGGCUCAAGGGGAGACAUUGGAGAUGAUGGUGUAAAGGGAGAAAAAGGUAAACAAGGUACAAAGGGAAAAACAGCAGCCAAGGGGGAAGUAGGCGACACUGGAGACAAAGGUCAACAAGGCAAACGUGGACGACCUGGACCACCAGGUUCUAUGGGAAGACCAGGUGCUCCUGGUUCACCAGGCCCUAGAGGUACUGUAGGCCCAGUCGGAGAUCGCGGAGAAAAUGGUCCUCUUGGACCUCCUGGACUACCGGGACUGGUGGGACCUGACAUGCCAGAUAAUUUGGUAUAUGAAUUGUGCCGCAAAGUAGUUAUAGAGGCAACAUCAAAUUACGCAGCCAGUAUCAGAGGAAAAUGUACAAGUGCAUGUCCAACAGCCAAUGCAUCAUUAAUUGGACCUCCUGGACCACCAGGGGUAUCUGGUAAAGUUGGAAAAAAGGGGAAAUCAGGGGCUGCAGGAAUUAAUGGAAAACGUGGCCCCCGUGGACCAAUUGGUGUUUCAGGCCAAAAAGGAGCUGAGGGAGACCAAGGUGAAAAGGGUGGAAAAGGUGUAAGAGGAAACCCAGGCACUGGACUGCCAGGCCCAGAUGGCGUUCAAGGACCAGGAGGCUAUCCGGGAUACCCAGGAGUUGCCAAGGAUGGCAUAGCUGGACCCCAAGGUCCUCCUGGUUACACUGGUCCUCAAGGACAGCAGGGGCUUCCAGGCCAAGCAGGUGUUCCAGGAUUUUGUGAAGCCAGGGACUGUGGUAUCAGUGCUCCAUCAAUGCUGGGAGAACAGGGGCUUAGAAAAGUGUUUUGAAUGAAAUACAGAAAGGCUCGGAAGGGGACAAGAUAACUGCAUCAGUUUGUUCUCUCUUUUUGGAGUCACCAAAGGACCUGUAGAUAAAUUAUGUGUGAAGUUCACGAACAUGCAGAUAAAACUUGAUGAUCCUGCAGCCCCAUAAACAGUUCCUGACCAUUCUGUUCAUUUGCUGGUUACAUAAAUUGACCUUGUAUGAUACUUCCACCAUUAUUUGGAAAAGGGAAUAGUAGGGCAUUUCCUUCUACUGGAUACAUUUAGUAACAGAAAGAGAAAGGGCAGCAGUUCAAAUUGCAAAUUCCAUGUCAAAUUAUUUUGUUUGGAUUGGCAUGUUGUAUAAAGUUCUCCAAUAAAGAGCGUUUAAUGAACUUCUUCAUAUUGCAGCUGGAGUUUAGUGGUACUACCCUGCUCUGUAUGUCAAGAAAAUAUUAUUUUUAUUGUAUUAAAACAUUUAUUAAAUUAAUUGUUCCCCACUAAGUAAGGGUAACCCUUA
This is a messenger RNA of Rana temporaria (common frog), 3448 nucleotides long. RefSeq names its product collagen alpha-1(IX) chain-like. Bases 310 to 2955 code for a protein of 881 amino acids. Lineage: Eukaryota; Metazoa; Chordata; Amphibia; Anura; Ranidae. The transcript is spliced from 29 exons. The record is from RefSeq and is a predicted model, not a curated record.